This is a messenger RNA of Salvelinus sp. IW2-2015, 1680 nucleotides long. RefSeq names its product GTP binding protein 8 (gene gtpbp8). Lineage: Eukaryota; Metazoa; Chordata; Actinopteri; Salmoniformes; Salmonidae. Gene Ontology annotation, molecular function: GTP binding. The record is from RefSeq and is a predicted model, not a curated record. Gene Ontology annotation, cellular component: mitochondrion.
GUCAACUUGUGUCUGCCGGUUGCGUUUCAAUGUAACCAUUAAAAAUCAAACAUGGAGGACGUUGACUAGAAAAUGUACGGCUAACAAUGCAUCUUCUCUUCGUAAUUUGAUCAAUAUAUGUAUUGUCACAUUUAAACGCGCAGGAAUUAUUGGCGUAGUAUUUCAGCAAGUCAUUGGCUCACACAUCAAACAAAAKAUGUUCUGCAGGAGGCUAUGGCUAAAGCCAGGGACUGGAUUUUGGACUGCAUCCCAGCAGGGUGCCCACAAUCUGGCUUCUUUCCAUCAAGCCUCCCUGCUCCCCCAGAGGAAGCUCCGGGGCCUGCUGUUCCCCUUCAGUGAGCUGGAGCCCCACUUGGYUUGUUCAGUGGAUAGGGGCAACUUCCAGCUCUUCCAGCCCAGUGUGGAGGACAUAACCAAGGCAGAGAAACUCUUCUCCCCGUCCUCCUCACACAAGAUUGAUUACCACACCUCUGCCGUGAGGAUGGAACACGCACCCUCACAGAACCAGGCCGAGGUGUGUUUCAUCGGCAGGAGUAAUGUGGGGAAGUCGUCUCUCAUCAAAGCUCUGUUCUCCCUGGCUCCUGACGUAGAAAUUAGAGUCUCCAAAACACCCGGCCAUACCAAGAAGAUGAACUUUUUCAAAGUGGGCAAAGCUUUCACCAUGGUGGACAUGCCUGGUUAUGGAUACAGGGCUCCCAAGGACUUUGUGGAGAUGGUGGAGCACUAUCUGGGUUCAAGAAAAAAUCUGGUAAGGACCUUCCUAUUGGUGGACGGCAGUGUUGGGCUACAGGAGGCAGAUAUGAUCGCCCUGGAGAUGUGUGAAGAGUUCAGUCGGCCUUACGUGAUUGUGGUGACCAAGAUCGAUAAGUGCCGCCAGGGGGUGCUGUUGACUAACCUGCUGCAACUUCAGGAUGCCAUAAAACAAACUGUUAGCUGCUUCCCACAGCCCUUCCUGGUCAGGUGAUGGGAAAGGACAGACUGGAUUAUGUCACAGUGCAGUUUACAUAUUAUCUUAUGUAAGCUGCAGUGCAGGUUCACUUUUCUUUAUUAAAAACUGUGAAAGUGCACCAUUGCGGCACACAUGCAUUUGUGUAAAUAAAACCUACCUAUCUAAUUGGGUCAGAUGGCUACCAGUGAUCAGAUAAGACAAGAUAAUGGUGGCAGUGGCACGCACGUACGGUUGGGCAUACACACACACACGGACCUGACUGCACACUGUCAUUGAAAUUGGAGGGAGAGGAAUGGCCGUGUGCAGGAGAGACAGACUGUGUGUGAGAGAGAGUGUGACUGACUGUCACUCACACACUCUGCCUCUCGGCCAAGGUCUUAGGGGUUAUGUCCGGCUGCACAUUCCAUAAAGGUUGAGUGUCGGAAGAAUAUCUCACACCAGUAACUAACUGAUAACAGACCCACUGAAGUGCUACUCUACAGAUACCAGCACACUAAUGCACUAAUUUACUAACACGGAAGGGCCCCGUUAUAAUGGCUCGUAAACUGUACAUACACAUGUUAACUGUCGUUCUUCACAGGCAGGCACACCUACUUUCUCACUUUAACAACUACUUCAUUACUCUGUCCUGUGUUGUGUAUAGCAGGCCUCGCCAAUUCUAUACAUGCAAAUAUGUUUGGCUGUCUUCAAAAAUUUGAAGCAGCUAUAUAUUGAUCUCUCUCUCUUCUAAU